Molecule: messenger RNA, 2497 nt
Organism: Drosophila elegans
Lineage: Eukaryota; Metazoa; Arthropoda; Insecta; Diptera; Drosophilidae
Gene: Alg12
Product: probable Dol-P-Man:Man(7)GlcNAc(2)-PP-Dol alpha-1,6-mannosyltransferase
Exons: 6
Coding region: 379-2430 (683 amino acids)
Biological process (GO): protein N-linked glycosylation
Cellular component (GO): endoplasmic reticulum membrane
Molecular function (GO): alpha-1,6-mannosyltransferase activity
Source: RefSeq, a predicted model, not a curated record
UGCUCUUGCUUUUGUUGUGGUUGCUUUUCUGUUUCCGAUCCGACGUGGAACGAUCUAUUUAUAUAUCUAUUUUGGUUUAUUUUGGAACCACAUAAUCUGUUCGUCGUAGGACAUAUAUAUGCUUAAACUUUGGCACUUUCUGUGAGGCGGUUAAACGUUUCUUCAAAGGAAGGCUGCGAAAUACCAACGUUGUGCAACGCCGGCUGGGAUUAGAGAUUUGAUAAUAGAUUGCAUCGACCAGACAGGAUAUAUAUAUAGUUUCGACAACCAAGAACAUAUAGAAAAAGGUGUCAAAAAAGAAAUGGCCAUUAUGUAACGGACCGAUUACUGCUCCAGCAUCAUUAGUACACUAGCGACACCCAAAGACCGGACAUCACCAUGGACACCCUGGUGUUUCUGACGGCGGCAGCCCAUCUGGUCUACACGCCUUUUACAAAAGUGGAGGAGAGCUUCAAUCUGCAGGCCAUGCACGACAUUCUGUAUCUGCGCAACAACUUUACGCAGUACGAUCACCAUGAUUAUCCGGGUGUGGUGCCCCGCACCUUCAUCGGACCGCUGGUGGUGUCCAUGAUCUCCGCCCCGUUCGUCCUUCUCUUUGAGACUCUGAACAUCAACAAGUUCUGGGCCCAAUAUGUAGUGCGCCUUGUCCUGGCUGCAGCCAUCUCCGUGGCCUGGAAUAAGCUGCGGCAGGCAGUGACCAAGAUUUACGGCGUAGAGGUGCGCCUGUGGUACACCGCCAUCACCAUCACGCAGUUCCACUUCAUGUUCUACAUGACAAGGCCACUGCCCAACAUAUUUGCCCUUCCCAUAGUGCUCUUUGCCAUUGCCUAUUGGCUGCGCGACCAGCACAAGCCAUUCAUCAUAUGCUCUGGCAUAGCUAUCCUCGUCUUUCGGUCUGAGUUGGCUCUAUUUUUGGGUCUCUUGCUGGUAAUCAGCCUGCUACAGCGCAAAUUCUCCAUUGAUAGGCUGCUGAAGAUUGCGCUGCCAGCAGGGGUUUGCAUUUUGGCCGCCACCGUGCUGGUGGACUCGUUCUUCUGGCGCCGCCUGCUCUGGCCCGAGGGCGAGGUGCUAUGGUACAACACCAUCCUCAACAAGAGCUCUAACUGGGGCACGUCGCCCUUUCUGUGGUACUUUUACUCGGCUCUGCCACGGGCCAUGGGCGCAUCGUUGGUGUUUGUGCCUAUCGGUGUUGCUCUGGAGCCACGUAUUCGACCACUGGCUCUGUCAGCCCUGCUCUUCGUCCUGCUCUACUCCGUUCUGCCCCACAAGGAGCUGCGGUUCAUCAUCUACGUGUUUCCAGUGCUUAACAUAGCCGCAGCUUGCGCCUGCCAGCGCAUUUGGAUGAACAGCGCCAAGUCGAACUGGCAUAGCUUCCUGGCUCUCGGCUGCGGAGCUCAUCUCCUAUUAAAUGUCUUCAUGACGGUCUUUUUGCUUGUUAUUUCGGGCACUAAUUAUCCGGGCGGAGCUGCUCUUUCCCGCUUGCAUCGCUUGGAGGCAGGCUCUCCGAACGUCUCCGUGCAUAUUUCCAAUUUGGCCGCCCAGAGCGGGGUAUCGCGCUUCAUGGAAAUACACGAUGAGUGGACCUACAGCAAAGACGAGUCCAUGAACUACACUCAAGCAGAUUUGGAGAUGUACACCCACCUUUUGGUGGAGGCCAAAAACAAGCAGAACACGGAUCUGUGGGCAUCGCUUCAAAACGAGUUUGAUACUCUGGAGUUUGUAGACUGUUUCAACAGUAUUGGCAUCCAAUACAACUCAUUGCUGCCGGUGCGAAUUAAAACAAAGCCAUGCAUUGGAAUUCUCAAAAAGCGGUGGGUUCCUCCCAAGGAAAAGACAAAAAUAAAAGAAAAAAAGACGAAACCUACACCACCUGCAGUCGAGAAAGUAACUCCUUUGCCGCCAAUGGAAGAAAUUCCAACGAAAAGAGAGGAACCGAAGAUUAAACCGAACUUUCAAGUGAAUCUAGAUGACGACGAUGGCAUUGUGGCGACUGUAGAAGAGAUGUCUUUAGAGCUAGACACGAUAAUUGAACCUGAAGCUGAGGUGGAAGCUAUUGAGACGCCCGCCAAGGAAAUAAACUUCCAGGAGCUGCGAAGCCUCGCCAUGGGUCAAGCGAACAAAAAAUCGAGAGCAGCCACCAAGAUGAAAAUACGAAACAUUAUCGAGCAGCACUACCGCGCCAAGGGAAAACAAAUCGAAACCGACUCCGCUGAACAGACUCCAAAAACCCCAGUGGCACCUAGUGGAAGACCAGGAACACGCCAGUCCGUGAAAUCUAUUAUUAAGCAGGAGAAGAUUAAGGAAAUGAUCGAGCAAAUCGCAACAAUGGACCUGACUCGCAUCUGCGAUUUGGAAAAAACAUCGACCAAGGACUGUUUGAAACAGGUCAUUGACAAAAUAGAUGAUGGCGAGGUCUUGAAACCCAAAUAACAAGGCCUAACCAAUUUGGAAGUGUUUCUAAGACUUAAGUGUUUUUAAUAAAAAUUUUUUUAAUAAA